UGUCAUUCUGCCUGUGUCCUUGCUAGCUAACCAGACAGUAGCUGUAAUGUGCACCAUUUGGGAAGAUGAACUGAACUGUGCCUGAACAGAGGAUUUGAAGGAGAUUUGUGUUCAGCCGCUGUUAAGAACCGCGACAUGUUGCGAGUCGGGGGGAAAACCGCCUGCAUGGCCUGCAGGAGCAUGCUCUCCACCAACAUGGGGGUGAAAUUUCCAGUACCUCUGCAGAAGCUGCACCCUCUGUCCCGGUCCAUACACCACCGCUUCUCGGGAAACGCCAACCCCCAGCGACCUCCCCAUCGUAUGGCAGCACGCUAUUUCACCUCCAUGUCACGGUUGCCAAUGCGACCGCCCAAGCCGCCCCGUGGGUCGGGGGGCCGCGGCUACCAGCAGCAGCGCAACUUCUGGAUGGUCCGCCUUGCUACUCGGCUGCUGAAGCUUCGAUACAUUCUGCUGGGCGGGGCAGUGGGAGGAGGGUACACAGCUAAAAAGACAUAUGAGGAAUGGAAGGACAUGCUGCCGGAUUUUAGUGAAUACAACUGGGUCAUUCCUGAUUUUAUCUGGGAACUGAGUGAACAAAUUGACCUUGAUAAAUUGGCCAAAGCGCUUCCAGAGAUGGAAGAAAUCGCCAAACUACUACCUGAUCUAGACAAGAUAGGAGAGAACUUCGCUUUCCUCAAAAGCCUCCUAACAUCUGGUGUGAGAUUGGGUAGUGAAGUCAAAGGAGCUGGUCUGCAUCUGUUGUUAGAAACCUCAGGUGAUCCUCCUCUAAAAGCCACAGACUCUUCUUCUGCAGCCGCACAAGACCCCAGUGACAAGCAAUACAAAAAGGGUCUGCUCGGCGAGCUCAUUCUAAUUCAACAGCAGAUCCAGCGGCAUGAGGAGGAGGUCCGGCGGGCCGCUGCCGCCAAUAGUGCGCGCCCCCCACCGCCAGAGCCCGCUCCCAGUCCGCCUCCGCCUCCACCUCCGCCUCCGCCUCCGAACCCCAGCCCCCCUCAACAGAAGCGCAAGUCAUCAGACAAAGAAAAGUUAGACCAGCUUCAAGAAGAACUGCUUCGUACGCAGCUAAAAUACCAGCGUAUGCUGGAGAGACUGGAGAAGGAGAAUAAAGAGUUAAGGAAAGUGGUGCUGCAAAAAGACGAUAAGGGGAUUCACCGAAGAAAAGUCAAGAAAUCCCUGAUUGACCUGUAUUCUGAAGUUCUGGACAUCUUGUCUGACUACGAUGCCAACUACAACACGCAGGACCACCUACCCAGAGUGGUUGUGGUUGGGGAUCAGAGUGCUGGGAAGACCAGUGUGCUGGAGAUGAUCGCUCAGGCCAGGAUCUUUCCCCGGGGCUCAGGAGAGAUGAUGACACGGUCACCUGUCAAGGUAACACUAAGCGAAGGCCCCCAUCAUGUGGCCAUGUUCAAAGACAGUGGCCGAGAGUUUGACCUCACUAAGGAGGAUGAUCUCGCAGCUCUGAGGCGUGAGAUUGAACUGAGGAUGAGGAAGAGCGUGAAGGAGGGUCAGACAGUCAGUUCGGAGACAAUAUCGCUAAGUGUCAAGGGCCCCGGCAUCCAGAGGAUGGUGCUUGUUGACUUACCGGGUGUCAUCAGUACGGUGACAGCCGGCAUGGCAUCAGACACUAAAGAAACCAUCUUCAGCAUCAGCAAAGCCUACAUGCAGAACCCCAAUGCAAUCAUCCUCUGUAUUCAGGAUGGCAGUGUGGAUGCAGAGCGCAGCAUUGUAACCGACUUGGUCAGCCAAAUGGACCCCCAAGGAAAAAGGACCAUCUUUGUCUUGACCAAAGUGGACUUGGCCGAGAAGAACCUGGCCAGUCCAAACAGAAUCCAGCAAAUAGUGGAAGGAAAACUGUUCCCCAUGAAGGCCCUGGGCUACUUUGCUGUGGUGACAGGCAAAGGGAGCACCGGUGAAAGCAUAGACUCCAUUAAAGACUAUGAGGAGGACUUCUUCCAGAAUUCCAGGUUACUGAGAGAUGGCAUGUUGAAGGCCCACCAGGUGACCACAAAGAACCUGAGUCUGGCUGUGUCUGACUGCUUCUGGAAGAUGGUCAGAGAGUCUGUAGAGCAGCAGGCUGACGUCUUCAAAGCGUCCCGUUUCAACCUGGAGACAGAAUGGAAGAACAACUACCCUCGUCUGAGAGAGCUGGACAGGAAUGAACUGUUUGAAAAGGCCAAAAAUGAAAUCCUGGAUGAAGUCAUUAGUUUGAGUCAAGUGACCCCACAACACUGGGAGGCCAUCCUGCAGAAGAAGCUGUGGGAACGUGUUUCCACCCAUGUAAUUGAGAACAUCUAUUUGCCUGCUGCCCAAACAAUGGACUCUGGUACCUUUAAUACAACAGUAGACAUCAAGCUCAAGCAGUGGACUGACAAACAGCUUCCACACAAAGCUCUAGAGAUUGCCUGGGAGACGCUGCAGGAGGAGUUCGCCCGCUUCAUGGCUGAAUACAAAGGCAAAGACCAGGACGACAUUUUUGACAAGCUGAAGGAGGCUGUGAAGGACGAGAGCAUCAAGAGGCACAAGUGGAAUGAGAGAGCCAUGGACGGCCUGAGGGUUAUCCAGCACAAUGCCCUAGAAGAUCGUUCCAUCACAGACAAGCCUCAGUGGGAUGCAGCGAUCCAGUUCAUGGAAGAAACUCUCCAGUCACGCCUCAAAGACACUGACUCAGUAAUCAGAGACAUGGUGGGUCCAGACUGGAAGCAGAGGUGGCUGAACUGGCAGAAUCGCUCCCCAGAUCAGCACAUCCGUAAUGAAACGAAAAAUGAGCUGGAACGUUUGUUGAAGCUGCACGAAGACCACACAGCGUACUUGGCCAAUGACGAGGUCACCACAGUGAGGAAGAACCUCGAAGGACGAUCGGUCGAAGUUGACCCAGUGCUGAUCAAGGACACGUGGCAUCAGCUGUAUCGCCGACACUUCUUGCAGAAGGCGCUGUCUCACUGUAACCUCUGCAAGAGAGGUUUCUACUACUACCAGAGACACUUUGUUGACUCUGAGCUGGAGUGCAAUGAUGUUGUUCUGUUCUGGCGGAUCCAGAGGAUGCUCGUCAUCACAGCCAACACUCUCCGACAGCAGCUCACCAACACUGAGGUGCGCCGGUUGGAGAAAAAUGUGAAGGAGGUAUUGGAUGACUUCGGGGAAGACAUGGAAAAGAAGACCCAUCUCAUUACUGGCCGACGAGUCCAGCUGGCUGAGGAUCUCAAGAAAGUUCGUGAGAUCCAGGAGAAACUUGAAGCCUUCAUCGAAGCUCUUCACAAGGAGAAAUAAGAGAACCAGAACUAUUUACAGUAAAUGUUUGGAUUCAACAGAGAAAUGCACUGAACGAAGACAAGAACAUGUGUAAAUGUCCGUCAGCCUCACCACUCACCUGAUUUUAAUGCUCCUGGCCCGGCUCCCUGUUCCCACCUGGGCACUGAUGGAAAGAUGGACCUGAUCAGAUGGACCAGAUGGAGGAAUAGUUAUCAAGCUUUCUCUUUGAUUUUCCAUUUUUGUAUGUUUUUUUUCUCUUCCCCUCAUUGCUUGAGAGCUGUCGCGAGGUGAACCUGUGCACCGGCGCCCAAAACAGUAGAUCAGUAGGGAAACCAGAAGCUUCUGUUGAGCUUUCACUGAGACGAUUGUCUACAUGUUUUUCAUCCGACCUGGGAUGUUUGUGUGUACAUGAUCAUACCAGUGUGUGUAUUCAAUGAUCUAUGUACCGUGAACACCUGACAGGUGAAGUUUCAUACCUUUCUCUCACCUGGAGCUCACAGGAAACACCAAGAUACACAACUCAGUGGGUCAGAAUCUGUGUCAGUUUGUCUUUAGUUGCACUUAGGAUCCAAAGCUCUUAAAUUGUCCUCCAAGCGUCACCUGUAUUCUUCAUUCACUCUGCAUGUCUCCCUCAAUGAAGAAUUGAAAGUAUCUACCUGGUUCAAAAUCCAAUGUCCUCUCCGAUUAACAAGAAUCAUCUAUGAAGGUGUUUGCAAACUUUAUUAUAUAAAGAUUUCAUUUAUUAUUUUUGAUCUAUUGGGGUUAUUUUGACAAAUUGUAUGUUUGAAUUUCUGCCAAAUACACGUGAUGCUCUAACUCACGUUUGUCUCUGUAAAUCUAAAUGUGUUGCUCUCUCAUUAUACAUGAACACUUCAGCUACUGUGGAUCCAUUUCCCCGUGUUUCAACUGACCGAUAAUAGUAAAACCACAAAACUGAUGCCCUCUUAAUAGAUAUAAAAUGAAGGGUCUCUUACAUACACAUUAUUUAUCUGAGUUCUGCAGCUUUGAACUGUUUAGUUGAUCAUGUAUUUGUAUAUAAGACAUUACACCGUUAUACUGAUCAUCAAGUUAAAAGAUUUAAUUUCUCAAUUUCCAUGAUACAUCAUCAGUUAAAAAUGUUGAAUGAUAAAAACGUCAACAACCAAUCCAGUUGCGCAUAUCAGAUUUUGAAAGUCCAUUAGUAUAAUUGGUGUCUGUCAGUUGUUACCACCCACGUCUAUUUUUUGUUUUUCAUUUCAUCAUUCGGUCUAGUCUUACAGAGGUUGGAGGGUUCCUGUGUUUUCAAACUGUUCCAGGUUUCAUCUUAUUUGUUCACUCCCCUCUGUACCUGCACAGAGCACAGGCACCUUGUAUCUGCUCUCCCUCUUCCCAUGUCCGGCUCUAAGAUCUCACCCCUCUUGCUGCUUCAGGAAUACGCUCACUCCGAAAACCAGGAAAAGUGUACAAACUCCUCAAAGUCAUGAAAAAGGAAAAAAUAUAAUAUUCUGGCUUGUGAUUUUUAUCUGAAAAUAUACGUUGCUUUUUUCAACUCACCGCUUCUCCCACCCGUCCCUGUCCCAGGCCCUGAGGCUUCCCGAUCCUCUGCUUCUCCCUCGCUCUUAUCAUCAACCCUCCUCUUAUCUCACAUCACCACGCUCGUUGCUCCGCCUUCAUUUGGACUAGUACGACUCUUUCCACCAUCUUCUGUAAAUUCAAUUGUCCUAUAUUUGACUAAAAGGGGUUGAGAGAUUGCGUUAAUCCCAUCCAUCCACUCACAUUUCAAUAUGGGUAUUAAUAUAUAUAUAUAUAUAAAAUGCCGUACAUUGUGUACAGGUAGAGUUGAGGGGAAGUUGUGUACAGCACAUGUCUGCAGAGUGAACUUGUGUAACAGGAAACCGGUGGGUUGGUUCAAAAGCUGUUGUAUGUUGUAGAAAGUAAUGUUUGCAUGGUGUACCCCAUCAGAUGUGCUUUAUUUAUUGAAUUUGUGUUGACGAGAAAAAUAAGAAUAAAAUUGAGAUAAAUAAAACAAGAUUUUUCAUGA
Limanda limanda (common dab) is the source of this 5269-nucleotide messenger RNA. RefSeq names its product OPA1 mitochondrial dynamin like GTPase (gene opa1). Gene Ontology annotation, molecular function: GTP binding; GTPase activity; microtubule binding. Lineage: Eukaryota; Metazoa; Chordata; Actinopteri; Pleuronectiformes; Pleuronectidae. The transcript has 31 exons. Gene Ontology annotation, cellular component: mitochondrial membrane; microtubule; cytoplasm. Bases 136 to 3267 code for a protein of 1043 amino acids. The record is from RefSeq and is a predicted model, not a curated record. Gene Ontology annotation, biological process: mitochondrial fusion.